AUGUUCAGUUUGCAAAUCGAAAAUUUGAGUUCACUAGCUUGCGCCACUGCUUGCGCUUGCGAGGUUCCGUUCUUCACUUUUCAGAUUUCUAUCUCCGGUCCCGUCAACAAAGAAUUGUGUUGCAGGCAUGUGUGGGAGUAUGAAAAGGAUAUCAUUAUGAAUUUGAACAGUUUUUUAUCUCUCCAGGAUACUACUCUGUAGCAUAAUGAAGAUGGAUAUACGAUUAUUAUUUAUACUUUUUUGCGUAAGUUAUUCUUCGCAAAAAUCUGAUGAUUAUUACGAGCUUCUUGGUGUGACUCGUGAUGCAGACAAUAAAGAAAUUAGAAAAGCAUUUAAGAGACUGGCGGUGACUCUUCAUCCUGAUAAGAAAAAGGAUGACCCUAAAGCUCACGACGUUUUCGUUAAACUGACGAGAGCUUACGAAGUUUUAAAAGAUCCAUCACAAAGGAAAAAUUAUGACUUAUACGGAGAUGAAAAGACUGACUACAGUAGACAAAAUAAUCAAUAUCACAGUUACACUUACUAUAGAGAUCAUUUUGGAAUUUAUGACGAUGAUCCAGAAAUAAUUACACUGAACAAAGCUGAUUUUGAAGCGAACGUGAUAGGCUCCUCGCUGCAGUGGUUCGUGAACUUCUACUCGCCGUUGUGCUCGCACUGCCACGAGUUGGCGCCGACGUGGCGGGCACUCGCCAAGCAGCUCAAGGGCGUCGUCAUGUUCGCCGCCGUCAACUGCGAGGACGACUGGGCUCUCUGUCGCCAGCAGAACAUCCGCUCCUAUCCGUCCCUCAUGUUCUAUCCAAAGGGUGAAAGGUAUCAAGGCUCGAGGACUGAGGAGAAACUAUUCAGAUACAUAUUGAACAAAGUGAAAGUGGAUGUAACUUAUGUCAGUGGCGGAGGAGAUUGGGACCUGAUCAUGAAUGACGAGAAACAAAGUUCAUGGAUCCUAUUGCUGUGUAAUAGUGAUGAACUCCCAAAAUGUCCUGUGGACGAUGAUCGAACUAAAAUUGCUGGUGUUUUGGCUGGCUUGGUAGGUAUAGCGGUGGUUGAUUGUAAGAAAUUGGCGCAAUGUGCAUCGCUGACAGGCAACACGGAUUCAAGUGUUGUAUUUUGGCAGCGGGUGUCGGCCUCGUGGUCUGCUCGCAGCGUCAGAAGCGAUCUGUCCAAUGCUCAGGAUGUCCUCAAAGAAGUCUUAGAUUUCCUGCCAGACUUGGUUCAACUUGACCAUGAAUCUUUCAAGACUAUGGUCACAGAUCUAGAGCAAGGAUCUAGUCUGUCAUGGUUGGUUUACUUUCACAUUGGAGCUGUCACAGAUUUCGAUAUGGAAGUGAAGAAGCUCUCAGCAAUGCUGCCUACGAUGCGAGUUGGUCGCGUGAACUGUGGCCGAUCAGCUGAUGUGUGUGUGGGCAUGCACAUAUCGCACUACCCGAGCUUCGUGGUGUUCAAGCGUGGUGGCGGCCACGAGUUCUAUCACGGCCAGGUCACCACACACAGUGUUGCCAACUUUGCCAAGGAGAGUGCGGCGGCCACCAACCUAAGAACCAUUUCGCAAACCGACUUCUCCAACUUGAUCAAUGGCCAAGAUGGCAAAGGCCAGGCGUGGUUCAUAGACUUCUACGCGCCUUGGUGCCCGCCCUGCCUGCGCCUGUUGCCCGAGCUUCGCAAGGCCAGCCGCCUGUUUGACGCCUCAGUCCGCUUCGGCACCGUCGAUUGCACCGUUCAUGCAGACCUGUGCAGGCGGCACAACAUCAACUCCUACCCCACCACUGUGCUCUUCAACGCCACCCGGCCUGUGCAGAUGUUCAGGGGUCGGCAUGCCGCCAGCAGCAUAUCCGAGUUCCUCACCGAGAUUGUCAAUCCCAAGUUACAAGACAUUGACACAGAAGGAUUCAAGAAAUUCAUAACAGAAAAACCCGAAAGUAAGAUGUGGUUUGUGUCCUUUGUUACCGACACUUGUCAGAAUUGCCAACAGCUGCAUUAUGAAAUGAAGAAACUUGCACAGCUGGUAUCUGACUUCACAUUCCUAUCUAUCGGUGAAGUGAACUGUGAUACUGAGGUAUCAGUCUGCAAUGACAAUAAUAUCAAGUUUUUCCCAACUCUACGCUUAUAUCCUUCGGGAAGUAAAGGCAUUGAUGGACUAGUGGAAUAUAAUGGCGGCUAUAGGAGGGACCACGCAUCACUGAGGAGAUGGUUAUUCCACUUCUUACCUGACUACGUGGAGGAAUUGAAUCCGGAGCAAUUUGAUGACAACGUUAUGAGGAAAGACGAUUUUUGGCUAGUCGACUUCUACUCGCCAUCGUGUGGACAUUGCCAUGUAUUCGCGCCAGAUUUUACUACAAUUGCUUAUAAAAUGAAAGACAGAGUGAAGUGCGGCAAACUGGACUGCCAGAAGUACAGAAACUUCUGCUCGAGAAUCGGAAUACAUGGUUACCCGACUGUCAUGUGGUACGAGUCGAGUAACCGCAGGAAUAAGGGCGUCGAGAUUGCCACGCAGUCUAUGAACUCCAUAAUCGAACUGGUUGAGAGCUACCUUGCAAAACCCGGCGGAGCUGGACUUCGUCAUGAUGAACUCUAAAAACAAUAACUGUUACUUAAUUGGCAGCCUGUGAUCAAAAUGUAAUUUAUACCAGUAUCGGUAGAAUUUAAUGUCCUGAUACAUUUGCUAAUCAUUGUUGUCCAGGAUGAUUGAAGCUAAAUUUGAAAUUCAGCUGUCAAUAAACAUUGGAAUAUUCAAGUACUUUCCUAUAUUGUAGAACUGAUUUUCAAUCAAUCAUUAUUUAUUUUCCAAAACUAGAUGAUUUUCACUGUAGAACAUAAUAUUUUAAUAUAAUCUAAAACUCAAAGCAUAAAUAGAGCUAAACUUUGUCUCAGCUAAGAUCAGAUUAAAUCUACAUUAGAAUUCUUCUGAGGUCUUAAAAAUUCGACUUUCUUCAAAUAAUUUUGAUAUUUACUAUUUUAACUUAAUAUUUUAACAUACACUUCAACUGUCUUGUCUUGAAUAAUUAACAUUUUUCUAUGAAUUUAUUAAGAGUUCUAAUUUAUUAAUCCAAUAUUUCUCUCUAAUCAUCAUGUUUUGGUGUUAUUAAGUGAUAAGCAAUUGUAUCAGGCAUUACACUGAGUGAUUAUUACAACUGAUAAAUUCUUUAUUCUUGUCAGCAUAAUAUUGCCAAAUGAUAAGUGAAGUAGUAUGUAGUUUUGUUUAACUGAUGGUCAUAUUGAUCGAAAUAUUUAAUGAAAUUUAAUAAUAACAUAAUUUAUUGAGAAAAGUAAACGUUCACUGCUUCCUAUCCUAUUGUAAAAUACACUUCUGUCAGCAUUCCUCACAAGUAACAUACAUAUUUCCCAUUCAACCAACGCUGACAGUUUGUCAUGAAUCUCUCUAUUCUUAGCCUACUUUAUAACCUAGUUUAUAAUCUUUUUCAAAUAUCAGUUGGAUAAAUUUAUCGUCAAAAUUGUGUUUUUUAGUUAUUUAUCGUCAAAAAUGUGUUUUUUAGUUUGAAAUGAUAAUGUUCAAUAGAGGAUAGACCUUAUUGCACCAACUAUUUCAUCAUACUGUCUAUCAAAUCAUUGUGAUGAUGCAGGAUUAAUAUUAACAUUAGAAUAACCGUAGUAUUGAUCUCAUCUGGUGCAAAAACAUGAAAGAAAUGGUAAGAAAUUUACACAGGAAUUGUUAAUAAAUAAAAUUUAUUAAUAAUAAUGAUAUUACAGCUAUUCUAAUUACAUUUCCAUACCAGAGUUGAAAU
Messenger RNA from Nilaparvata lugens (brown planthopper), 3740 nucleotides. RefSeq names its product dnaJ homolog subfamily C member 10. The record is from RefSeq and is a predicted model, not a curated record. The coding region runs from base 206 to 2572 and encodes 788 amino acids. NCBI's taxonomy places the organism in Eukaryota, Metazoa, Arthropoda, Insecta, Hemiptera, Delphacidae. The transcript has 13 exons.